AAGUUGAUAGCCAUCAUUCAGAUGAAACCGGUUCGGGAGAGGGCGAGAACUCCAACGGAGGUAUUUCGAAUAUAGGUGGAAAUGACGACGACCAAGCACGGCUAAUACUCAAACGAAAAUUGCAGAGAAAUCGAACUUCGUUCACGAACGAGCAAAUCGAUAGCUUAGAAAAAGAAUUCGAACGUACCCAUUAUCCAGAUGUUUUUGCACGUGAGCGGCUAGCUGGUAAAAUUGGCCUGCCUGAGGCUCGAAUACAAGUUUGGUUCUCUAAUCGGCGCGCUAAAUGGCGUCGCGAAGAAAAAUUGCGUAAUCAGCGACGGACACCCAGUUCGACCGGUGGCAGCUCUACGGUUUCGACGACUUCCGUAACUGAUAGUCCCAAUAGCGGCAGAAUGAGCUGCAAUAGCGGUACGGCAGUUCUGCCAAGUGGAACACUCAUGCUUUUCGAUUAUUUCGGCUAUGCAACGCCGACGACAGAUGCAGCGAUUCCCGAUACAACUAUGGCAUCAUCCGUGACGCAAACUUCAGUGGGUGCCUCAGGCAGCGGCGCUGACACGCCGGACCAUCUGGCUAGUGGACAUCAUUUUUCAUCGUGCGGUAGCAACGCAAGCGGCUCAAGUGCCACAAGUUUUGGCGUGGGAUAUUCAGGUAACCGCAAUAGUAUUGGCAUGAUGGGUCUGAGCACUUUAAGUACUAGUACGUGCUCGCCAAUUGGUUCUGGACAUACAUAUCAUUCAGCGGCACAUCAUACACAUGCAUCACAUGCCCAUAUAGGCGGCUCUGUUAUGCCACCUCUAUCACCCCGACUUAAUUUGAACAGCGGAUUCAGCAGUUCCAUGGGAUCCAUGUAUUCAACGAUACAUCAUCACUCCACGAAGCCUAUGAGUGAGACCUAUAGUUCAAUGGCUACGAUGUCGUCUUUUACACAUCCCUCAAUUACGACGGUUCCUGGCUCACAACUUGCACAGCAACGGGAUUUAAACCCCCCCUCACUAUAUCAGUGUCAUAUGUCGCUUCGCGCUCCACUGCCACCUCCGACUCAUCACCACACGGUAGUUGGAAGCUUUGGAAUACCUUCUUCAAGUGGUACAAUUUCUAACAGCGGUUCAAUAAUUGGAAGCGUCAGUUCUGGCGUAACAGGAACUAGUCUAUCAAAUUUGCAGACUACAUGCAGUGGCUAUGAUGCAACACUGAACACUUAUAGCCAAACUGUAGGUAUGCAACCAGCACCGCCACCGCUUCCCCUACUAACACCCAACAUCUCCAGCAAUGCAUCUGCCACGCCUCAAGUCUCUAACGAAAGCUCGGCAUCAACCUUAAACUGUGGCAGUGAAUCAACGACUUCUACCACUAACAUAAGCAACGUCAUAACACUAUCAGCGCGAAACUCAUCGUGUAGUCCACGAACACAUCAGUUGGGUACCCCUAACGAUAUCAGCGGGAUCGGUAGUGUGGCAUCGCAUAUCACGGACAGCUGCUCUCAAAUUGGUUAUGGAUAUGCAGCCGCAGCGGCGGUUACAACAGCAGCUUGCACCAACAACAACGAAUGUUCCGCAUCAAUGGUACCUCCGACUCUGAGCCCACAACACCCAGCAGGUAAACAACAGCAAUUUUUCGCUUCCUGCUUUUACUCACCCUGGGUUUAAAAGGAACGUGUAUCGCUUAAGGCUUCGAUCACUCACUCGAACAUGAAAUCAUGAAUUAAAACAGCAACGCAACACAACAAUGGGGAUACGUCAAUAUUAUGAAAAAAACAUGUAUACAAUUUUAAUGCAUUUUGUUAAUAUCAAAUCAAAAAUCGAAACAAACGAGUUGAAAUCAUUUACAGCAUAUCCGAGAUCCACAGACAUAUAUAUCUGUGUUCAUAUGUAUGCACAUAUGUACGUACCCUUAGUAAAAAUA
Ceratitis capitata (Mediterranean fruit fly) is the source of this 1902-nucleotide messenger RNA. RefSeq names its product paired box protein Pax-6-like. Gene Ontology annotation, biological process: anatomical structure development; regulation of transcription by RNA polymerase II. The record is from RefSeq and is a predicted model, not a curated record. Gene Ontology annotation, molecular function: RNA polymerase II cis-regulatory region sequence-specific DNA binding; DNA-binding transcription factor activity, RNA polymerase II-specific. NCBI's taxonomy places the organism in Eukaryota, Metazoa, Arthropoda, Insecta, Diptera, Tephritidae.